This is a messenger RNA of Chaetura pelagica (chimney swift), 2079 nucleotides long. RefSeq names its product disintegrin and metalloproteinase domain-containing protein 20-like. Gene Ontology annotation, biological process: proteolysis; male gonad development. The record is from RefSeq and is a predicted model, not a curated record. Bases 1 to 2079 code for a protein of 692 amino acids. The transcript has 2 exons. Gene Ontology annotation, cellular component: sperm head plasma membrane; external side of plasma membrane; plasma membrane. Lineage: Eukaryota; Metazoa; Chordata; Aves; Apodiformes; Apodidae. Gene Ontology annotation, molecular function: metalloendopeptidase activity.
AUGGGGGCACUGCUGGGGCUGCUGGUGCUGCUGGGCUUGGCAGGGCGUCCCAGCGCUGCAGGGGACCUGCCCGGGGACCUGCGUGUCGCCGCCACCUGGGUGACCGUCCCACGGCAGCUGAGCCCCCGGGCUGACACCAGCCCCCCAACCGUCUCCUACUGGCUGGAGGUCGACGGGCGGCCCUGGGAGCACCCCUUCGUUCAGGAAAGCUGCUUCUACCAGGGCGAGGUGCAGGGGAGCCCGGGCUCCCUGGUGGCCCUCAGUGCCUGCGGCCGGGGCCUCCACGGCGUCCUCUGGGUGGACGGUGGCAUGUAUGAGAUCAAGCCCGUCCCUGGCGACCUGGCCUUCCAGCACACGCUGUACCGCAUGGAGGAGCCCAGCGGCCCUGGGAGCCCGACCUGCGGGCUGACCCCGGAGGAGAUGGAGCGCCAAAAGGCUUUGCUGCCCUGGCUCUGGGCCCCCCAGGUGGCGGAGGAGGAGAUGCUGAAGGACUGGUGGAGACACAUCAGGUAUGUGAAGUUAGUAGUGGUCGUUGACAAUGUGUGGUUUGUGAAGUCGGGCAGGAACGACUCCGAAGUCUUGAGGCAAGUCAUAGAAGUCAUCAACAUUGGAGACUCUCUGUACCAGCAGCUUUCUAUUCGUCUGUUUCUUGUGGGAUUGGAGAUCUGGACCAAAAGCAACCUUAUAAACGUUACCGACUCUAUCAGCAAGGCACUGGAUGAUUUUAACAACUGGCGCAAGUCAGACCUGUCUACACGGGUGCGCCAUGACACUGCUCACUUGUUUACAUUUCAGAGCUUUGGAAGGAGCCUGGGGUUGGCAUUUCUAGGGUCCAUGUGUGAUAACCAGUGGUCAUCAGCAGUUGCUUCUUUCACUGAAGGGAAGUUGUCCUCAUUUAUUACCACCUUUGUCCACGAGCUGGGCCAUACUCUUGGGAUGCGCCAUGAUGGAUGGGGCUGUAAAUGCAGACGGAAGAAAUGCAUUAUGUACAAAAGCAAUGUUGACACAGAUGCAUUCAGUGACUGCAGUUACAAAGAUUACUUUGACCUUGGACAUGCUGCCAUCUGCAUUCAUCAACCACCAGCACCUGGUACUUCCUACACCAUCAAGCGUGAAUACUGUGGGAAUAAGAUAGUAGAAAGUGGAGAGCAAUGUGACUGUGGUUCAGAAUCAAACUGCAGAAAAGAUCCUUGUUGUCAGCCAAACUGUAAGCUUACUGCAGGUUCAGUCUGUGCUUCUGGAAAAUGCUGCCAGAGUUGUCAGCUCCUUGCAGCAGGUACGCUCUGCAGAGCAGGAACUAAUGACUGUGACCUGCCAGAGUAUUGCAAUGGGACUUCCCCUUGGUGCCCACCAGAUGUGUACGUACAAGAUGGAACCCCUUGCAAAGAUGGUGCUUAUUGCUAUCGAGGAAAAUGUCCUUCCCACAAUAAACAGUGCCAGCAUCUCUUUGGCAAGCAAGCCAGGGCCGCUCCUGCAGAAUGCUUCAAAGCAGUGAACACUCGAGGGGACCGGAUUGGGAAUUGUGGUAUUCAGAACAACACCCAUUUUAAAAAAUGCAGCAUUGAGAAUAUCUUAUGUGGUAGGAUCCAGUGUGAAAACUUAGACAAACUGCCUUUCUUGCAGAACCAUGUAACAGUGGUCCAAACGCCUGUUGGAGGUAAGAAGUGUUGGGGUCUUGAUUAUCACUCAGGGAUGCCGAGAGCUGAUGUGGGGGCAGUGGAAGAUGGCACACCAUGUGGUAUUGAUAAGCUUUGUAUCAACAGGACAUGUACCAGCAUGUCACUGUUGAACUACGACUGUAACCUGACAAUGUGUCAUCACAGAGGAGCGUGUAACAAUCGUAAGAACUGUCACUGCAGGUAUGGCUGGGCUCCUCCAUAUUGUGAAUGGAAUGGAUUUGGAGGGAGUGUUGACAGUGGACCCCCUCCAGCCAGGAUGAUUUUUCACAGUGCAAAACCAGGAAUAAUAGUAUUUAGCCUUUUUGUCUGUGUCCUUGGAAUAACCCUUGCCAAGUAUUAUCAGUGGGAAAUACUCGGAUGUCUUAGGAGGAAAAAGGCCCAAUUCUGCAGAAGAAGUUAA